Messenger RNA from Darwinula stevensoni, 767 nucleotides. NCBI's taxonomy places the organism in Eukaryota, Metazoa, Arthropoda, Ostracoda, Podocopida, Darwinulidae. The record is from the annotation of a GenBank genome assembly.
AUGGGACCAAAGGAGGAAGAAGUGAAAACCCCUGUCGAUGGGAAGGACUCUCCUGCUGGGGCAGAUGACAGCGAUGAGGAACUCGACCAGAACCUCCUUAAUGCCAUCAUUUCUUCUGGCAUGCCCUCUCCCAAGAAGACCAUUGCUAGCAAGCCAGUGCCACCUAAGCCUGUCACUCAAAUCCCAAAUGCAAGGCAAUGCAGCCAGAAGGUGCUCAACCAAGUGCGAAUACACGAGGACAGUAUAAGGAAGUAUGAAACAGAGGGCACCCCAGUUAACAUAUCCCACGCGGGAUCAACAGGAAACCUGUCGGACCUGUCCUUCCCUGGUGAGAAGUCACCCAAAACCCCAUCUAGAAUGGGAAAGAUGAAACCUGGCAGCAUCCCUUCUUCUGACAACUCCUCUAUAUGUGAUGACAGUGAUGGCAUCCUGGCCCAAUGCAUUCAAUCUGCUAUGCCAAAGUCCAAAUCUCAAGGGAAGCCUGUUCCCAUGAAGCAUCCAUCGGUGGAGCGUGUAAGAGUGGGCCCGAGUUCUCAUCCCAGGCCGGGGACUCGGACGUCUGCGUCUCCGCAACAGCAACCGGUAAAUCGACAGGCCCCUCCAGCAGCAAUUCCCCCACCUGUUCCUGCCCUUGACUCAGUGAGGACAUAUGCAACUGAGGGAACCCCUGCCAACUUCUCUGCAUCCACAUCCUUGAGUGACCUCUCCAUCCAGGACCAUCCCCUUGAUGUUCAACCCCACCGAAACAACCAGUACAGACGGUAAGU